Echinops telfairi (small Madagascar hedgehog) is the source of this 6800-nucleotide messenger RNA. It is a transcript of the gene PHF3, whose product is annotated as PHD finger protein 3. Bases 4 to 6078 code for a protein of 2024 amino acids. The record is from RefSeq and is a predicted model, not a curated record. Gene Ontology annotation, biological process: DNA-templated transcription. Lineage: Eukaryota; Metazoa; Chordata; Mammalia; Afrosoricida; Tenrecidae. The transcript has 15 exons. Gene Ontology annotation, cellular component: nucleus.
CUUAUGGUAUUUUUUUUGUCUUUCUAUAGGGCUGAAAGACACACAGAAGUCUUCAUGGAUAUAGUUGAUACAUUUAAUCAUUUAAUUCCUACUGAACACUUAGAUGAUGCCCUAUUUCUAGGAUCCAACCUGGAGAAUGAAGUCUGUGAGGAUUUUAGUUCAAGUCAAAAUGUCUUAGAGGACUCGCUGAAGAACAUGCUCAGCGAUAAGGAUCCUAUGCUAGGAUCUGCAAGUAACCAGUUCUGUUUGCCUGUUUUGGAUAGCAAUGAUCCCAAUGUCCAGAUGCCUUGUUCAACAGUUGUUGGUCUUGACGAUAUUAUGGAUGAAGGAGUUGUUAAAGAAAGUGGCAAUGAUACCAUUGAUGAAGAAGAACUGAUUUUACCUAACAGGAAUUUGAGGGACAAAGUAGAAGAAAAUUCAGUAAGAUCACCAAGAAAAUCACCUCGUUUUAUGGCACAAGAACAAGUAAGAAGUUUGCGACAAAGCACUAUUGCCAAGCGUUCAAAUGCAGCACCUUUAAGUAGCACAAAAAAAGCAUCUGGGAAGACUCUAUCUUCCCCUAAAGCAGGGGUAAGACAACCAGAAAGGUGUCAGAUCAAAGAAGAAGUUUGCGCAUCACCGAACAUCGAGUGUCACAAAGAGAGAAGGAGCAGCCGGCAUAUUGGGCAAAUGGAAGUGGUACCAGCAGUAUCGGUGUCUUCAGGUCAUUCUUCAGUGUCACCUUGUCUUGAAUUGAAGGAUGAAGCUGGGCUAGAUUCUCUGAAUAAAUGCAAUAAUCAGGGAGAAGCAAAUGUGCCAUCUCAUGAAUUAAAUUGUUCGCUUCUUUCAGAGACUUGCGUCAGUAUUGAAGAAAGGAAAAAUGAAGCUCCGAUGGAAUAUAAAAUCAAGCUUGUUAGGAGCCCGUUGUUUAAGUUUUCAGAUAAAGAAGAGCAUGAAGAGAAGGAUUCCGUUUCAGAUAGAAUGCACGACAUUGUCGAAGAGAUGAGAACAGAGGGUAAACUGGAACAGGAAUCAAAGGGGACAGUAAAAUCUCAUGGAGGUGAUCAAAUUGUUGAGGAACCUGGAUCCUUUGGUGAUACUGCUUAUACAAAUCCAAAUAAAGCAAAAAAGAGCCUUGAAGGUUUGUCUGCUUCUGUUGGUGAGGCAACUGAAUGUAAUUUGGAAUUAAAGAACACCAUAGAAACCGAUGAUAACCAGUCACAGAGUGCUGAAUUGAAUAAAUCAGACUUAGAAAUGGUUGAUACUACUGCUUUUGAACCAGAAAGUAAUAUUUUAGAAAAUGCUUUAUGUGAUGCUCCUGACCAAAAUUUACAACUGCAUGCUGAAAGUAUUAAAAUGGAGCCCCAUGAAAUAACAGACCUUCAGGAUGAUAGAAACGGCCAAUCAAGCAGUGUUUCUUAUGUAGAGUCAAAAAACAUGAAAUCCAAACAUAUGAAAUCCGCAAUUCAUUCUAAGCAAAACAUGACCACAGAUACUCCGAAGAAAAUAGUUGCAACAAAGCUUGAAAUAAUGCAUAACAAAAACAAAAUUAACGUUAACAGUGUGAAACGAAAUGCUGAUGAACCAGAAUCCCAGCAAAAUUUUCAUAGGCCAGCCAAAGUGAGAAAAAAACAAGAUAAUAAAGAUUUAAAGAUUCAGAGUAGCAGUUCUGGGGCUAGAUCUGUCAAAAAUCAAUCUCAUUUGGUAUUUAAAAAAGUACCUCAGGAUCAACACUCAGUACUGAUGUCUAAACCCAUAGCUCAGUCUUUGAGUGAUAAGCCUCAUGGUCAUCCCACUUACACUAAAGAACCUCAUCAUCCAGCACAAACUGGGCAUUUAUCACAUUCCAGCCAGAAGCCCCAACAGCAGGUCCCAGCAAUGAAAAGCAAUAGUCAUGUGAAGGAAGGGCAUGAAUAUGCAGGGGCAGAACAUUUCAAGGAGGAAGAUAAGCUGAAACAAAAAAAACCCGAGAAACAUCUACAACCCCGCCAAAGAAGAAGCAGCAAAAGUUUUUCUUUGGAUGAACCACCUUUGUUCAUUCCAGAUAAUAUAGCUACUGUAAAAAGAGAAGGCUCAGAGCAUAGCUCCUCAUUUGAAAGCAAAUAUAUAUGGACUCCCAGCAAGCAGUGUGGGUUUUGCAAAAAACCACAUGGCAACAGGUUUAUGGUUGGCUGUGGGAGAUGUGACGACUGGUUUCAUGGUGAUUGUGUUGGAUUAAGCCUUUCCCAAGCACAACAAAUGGGAGAGGAAGACAAGGAAUAUGUGUGUGUGAAAUGUUGUGCUGAAGAAGAUAAGAAGACUGAAGUCUUAGAUCCAGAUCUUUUGGAAAACCAAGCUAAAGUUGAAAUUCAUAGUGAAGAUAAAACAAUGGACGGUGAAAAGCUUGGGUUAUCAAAGCACACCUCAGCACACGAGAAGAACAAGUAUAUAGAUGAUACAGUGAAGCAUAAAGUCAAAAUUUUAAAACGGGAAUGUGGUGAAAGCAAAAGCUCAUCAGAAUGUAGAGAUAGUGAAAUUAAAAAAUGGCAGCUAGCCCCUGUUCGAAAGACGGGACAACCAGUUUUAUCUCGGAAAUCCUCAGAAGAAAAAAGUGAAAAAGUAGCAAAAGAAUCUACUACUGUUAUUUGCACAGGAGAAAAAACUUCGAAACCAGGUGCUCAUGAGAAGUCAGAGAUAAAAAAGAAGAAGGUUGAUAAAGGGGGCGUGCCUAAUGUGCAUCCAGCUACUGGUCCUGCUUCCAAACCUUCUGCAGAUCAGAUCAGACAAAGUGUAAGGCAUUCCCUCAAAGACAUCCUUAUGAAAAGACUUACAGACUCAAAUUUGAAGGUACCAGAGGAAAAGGCUGCAAAAGUUGCCACAAAAAUUGAAAAAGAACUUUUCUCUUUUUUUCGGGACACAGAUGCUAAAUAUAAGAACAAAUAUAGAAGUUUGAUGUUCAAUCUGAAAGAUCCCAAAAACAACAUAUUAUUUAAGAAAGUACUAAAAGGAGAAGUAACCCCAGAUCAUCUUAUAAGAAUGAGUCCAGAAGAACUCGCUUCUAAAGAGUUAGCUGCUUGGAGACGAAGAGAAAACAGACAUACCAUUGAGAUGAUCGAGAAAGAGCAGAGAGAAGUUGAAAGACGACCAAUCACAAAAAUAACUCACAAAGGUGAGAUAGAAAUUGAGAGCGAUGCCCCGAUGAAAGAGCAAGAAGCUGCCACGGAGAUUCAGGAAUCUACAGCCAAUAAGUCAUUGGAGAAAAUAGAAGAACCUGAAAAGCAAAAAGAGGACAUUGACUCCAUGUCAAAAGAUACCACCAGCCAACAUAGACAGCAUCUUUUUGAUCUUAACUGCAAAAUUUGCAUAGGUCGAAUGGCACCUCCUAUAGAUGAUCUUUCUCCAAAAAAGGUGAAAGUUGUUGUUGGAGUAUCACGUAAGCAUUCAGACAAUGAAGCCGAAAGUAUAGCAGAUGCAUUGUCUUCAACCUCAAAUAUUUUGGCUUCUGAAUUCUUUGAAGACGAGAAACAAGAGUCUCCAAAAUCAACAUUCUCUCCUGCUCCGCGGCUUGAGAUGCCUGGGACUGUUGAGGUUGAGUCUACAUUCCUGGCUCGUUUGAAUUUCAUCUGGAAAGGUUUUAUCAACAUGCCUUCUGUGGCAAAAUUUGUUACCAAAGCUUACCCAGUAUCAGGCUCCCCUGAGUACUUGACAGAGGAUCUGCCAGAUAGUAUUCAAGUAGGUGGCAGAAUAUCACCCCAGACAGUUUGGGAUUAUGUGGAAAAAAUUAAAGCAUCAGGAACCAAGGAAAUUUGUGUGGUUCGUUUUACACCAGUAACUGAAGAAGAUCAAAUUUCUUAUACUUUGCUGUUUGCGUACUUCAGUAGCAGAAAGCGCUAUGGAGUAGCUGCUAACAACAUGAAGCAGGUUAAGGAUAUGUACCUUAUUCCUUUGGGUGCCACGGAUAAAAUUCCACACCCUCUUGUGCCUUUUGAUGGACCUGGGCUUGAACUACAUCGACCUAAUCUACUGUUGGGCUUGAUUAUUCGUCAAAAACUGAAACGACAGCAUAGUGCUAGUGCUAGCACUAGUCAUACAGCCGAGGCUCCUGAAAAUGUUCCAGCAGCAUUGCCACCUGAUAAAAAAUGUAAAAUGGAAGUUUCUCCAGAAGAAGCACCAGAGGAAGAAAAUGACUUUUUCAAUUCCUUUACAACUGUAUUGCACAAGCAGAGAAAUAAGCCUCAGCCGACUAUUCAGGAAGACCUCCCAACAGCAGUGGAGCCAUUACUGGAAAUCACCAAACAGGAGCCACCCAAACCUUUAAGAUUUCUUCCUGGGGUAUUGAUUGGCUGGGAAAGUCAACCUACCACUCUGGAAUUAGCAAAUAAGCCUCUUCCUGUGGAUGAUAUACUUCAAAGCCUCUUGGGCUCUACUGGUCAAGUAUAUGAACAGGCUCAGCCAAUGAUGGAACAAAAUAUUAUUAAGGAAAUUCCAUUUAUAAAUGAGCAAACCAAUUCCAAAGCAGAAAACACCGAUAAAAUGGAAGUACCUGAUGAUGAAGCCAAGGAGGUAAAGGUCAGCAUAGAUAAUCAUUCAGAAGCUACAGAUAAUUCAGUAGUAGUAGUAGAAGAAGAAACAUCAGUACUAGGGUCCUCUCCCACCUCUCUGGGGCCUUUAACAAAUCUCAGUCUCAGAGGUAAACCACCAGAUAUUUCUACAGAAGCAUUCUUAGCAAAUCUGUCAAUUCAGUCAAAACAAGAGGAAGCUGUGGAGAGUAAAGAGAGGACAUUAAAAAGCCAGCUGCUGCAAGAUCAGGAGAAUACUUCACAAGAUAACUGGACUUCAAAUUCUGGCUCUCCAGGUAGGGCUAAUGUAGGCAAAGGAAACGCUGAUGGUAGUGUGAGUUGCAGUGACAGCCUUAUUGCUAACCCAGCGAGGUCCCCACAGUUUAUCAACCUGAAAAGGGAUCCUAGGCAAGCAGCAGGACGCACUCAACAGUUAAGUUCCACAGAGAACAAAGAUGGCGAUAGUGGACAGAAUGGAGAAAAACACACCCUGCCUGGCCUGCCACAGAAGGAGCACUUAACAGAGGAAACGAAUAUUGAGGAAAAAUUGCCUUCUGUAGAGAAAACCGCAGGUGUUCAGCACAAUGAUAAUUCAAGUGCUCCACAAAACUCAUCUUCAAUAGAAAAUGAACACACUUCUCAAACAGAAAAAACAAAACCUUUACAGGAGGACAUUUUAAUGCAAAAUAUUGAAACUGCACACCCGUUACGAAGAGGAUCAGCAGCAACAACGGCUCAUUAUGAAGUUGGAAGCACAUGUCAAUCAGAAUUUCCUUCUAAAAGCAUCACCUUUACCUCUCGAAGCACCAGCCCCAGAACAAAUGUAAACUUCUCACCCAUAAGGCCUCAGCAACCCAGUCUUCAGCAUCUCAAGUCUAGUCCCCCUGCAUUUCCAUUUCCAGGACCUCCUAACUUUCCCCCACAGAAUAUGUUUGGAUUUCCACCACACUUGCCACCGCCAUUACUUCCUCCUCCAGGCUUUGGCUUUCCUCAAAAUCCCAUGGUUCCCUGGCCACCUGUUGUUCAUCUGUCAGGGCAGCCACAGCGUAUGCUGGGCCCCCUUUCACAAGCUACAAGGUAUAUAGGCCCACAAAAUUUUUACCAGGUUAAAGACAUUCGGAGACCAGAAAGGCGCCAUAGUGACCCAUGGGGUAGACAAGACCAGCAGCAGCUGGACAGGGCAUUUAAUAGGGGCAAGGGGGAUCGCCAGAGGUUCCAUAGUGAUUCACACCACUUGAGAAGAGAGCGAUAUGAAAAGGAGUGGGAGCCAGAUUCAGAAAGGCAUAGACGCAGAGACAGAGGCCAAGACAAAGACAGGGAUAGAAAAGGCAGGGAGGAAGGGCAUAAGGAGAGGGCACGGUUAUCACAUGGUGAUCGAGGGGCUGAUGGGAAAGCAAGCAGAGAGAGUAGGAAUGUAGAAAAGAAGCCAGAUAAACCUAAGAGUGAAGACCAUGAGAAGGACAAAGAGCGAGAGAAAAGUAAGCAUAGAGAAGGUGAAAAGGAUCGGGAUAGGUAUCACAAAGACAGGGACCACACUGACAGAGCUAAAAGCAAAAGGUAAAAUAAGCAGGCGGUGUCAAGAUUACAUUUAAAUAACUAUUAGGUGUAUCUUAAAAACUUUCUAAGGAUGCCUGCUAGGAUUGUGCCAUCUUUAAAAUUUCUCAUCCCUGUGGUUUGGAGAAAAACAAACUGUUGGAGCUGGGCGUUCUGUACCAUCCUUUCUUCAUACCAACGGUAUCUAGUUGUAGGGAUUUAAUAUUUUUUAAAGUUUUACAUUGCUGUAUAUUCAGAGAUUUGUUUAAUUAAUACGCAAUAAAGGCUUAGAAAUUUUAGUUUUCUGUAAUUGAUAAAUAUGGUUAACUAUGGAUAUAUAUUUACUGCCUCUAGUGAAUGUCCUUUAUAUAAUGACUAAUUUGAGAGUAGUGUGUGCUCUGUAAGUUUGUUUUAAAUUGCACUGUUUUAAAAAAUACAAACUCGAGAGGAACUAUGAAAGCCAAGCAACUUCAUAAUCAGAUUAUACUAAUUAUUUAGUUGAGCCAUUUUGACCAAGAAUCAAAAGUCUACGGAGUACAUGUAUUGCUUUAAUCGGCACUCAUUGAAGGCGCUUUAUUACUAUAUGCUACAGCUUUGUAGUAGGCUCUUAAUUUCCUUUUUUUGGCUUGUCAGAAACUUGAAUACUUGAGCUUGUACAUGAUCUUGUGUUUUGCUAUCCUUUAUACUGUAAAAUGUAAAUAUUUUAAGGGAUAUUUUGAUUCCAAAUAUGAUAAAAGACUUUCUCACCUA